CCAUUGUUUUUCAUUCCGAAAGGUAAAAUUGAAGUCAGUUUUUUCACACGCUCGUGGAGUGUAGUUGUUUGUGCGAUUGAGCUACGAUGAGCGGCCGCGACCUCUCUCCGAUAUAAGCCUAGUGAUUGUUAGUUGUCAUUGUUCUUGUGCAGUGCAGUGUGAUUUGCAGUCAUCAAUUCCUGAUCAAAUAUGGCUCGGUUAACGGAGGAGAUGGUGAUCGCUAGAUCGAAGCAAUCGGAUCUGUCUGCGAUAAAGAAACUCAACUGCUGGGGCGCGGAGCUGGGCGACGUCAGCCUGCUGCGCCGGAUGCCCAACGUGGAGGUGCUCGCUCUCAGCAUCAACAAGAUCCGUUCGCUGGUGGACUUCGCGAGCUGCCGGCGCCUGCGCGAGCUGUACGUGCGCAAGAACGAGAUCCGCGACCUCGCCGAGAUCCGGCACCUGCGCCACUUGCCCGACCUCACCAGCCUGUGGCUGGACGAGAACCCCUGCACGCUGCAUCCCGAGUACCGGAUGACAGUGUUGAAGAACCUCCCGAACCUCGAGAAACUGGACAAUGUCGUCGUACAUCCAGAAGAAGUACAAGAAGCUAUCCGGAAAGGCGUCCACAUUCCAGAUUCAGACGACGAAGGUUAUCCGCAACAAGAAUCGUUCGGCGGGUACCGCCGGCAGCGCUCGUGCGAGUCGAGCCCGGAGCGCGAGGAGCCGCCGCGCCACGCCCCGCACCCCGCGCACCCCGCGCACCGCCACGAACAGUGGGCGCAGGCCAGCGACAGCUCCGCGGAGCCCGAGCCCGCAGCGGAGGCCGAGCCGCAGCACCAGUGCGCGGCGUCGCCCACGCGGCGCGUGUCGCCCGACGCGGACGACAGGUACGAGAGGUUCGACCAUCCCACGCCCGCCUCCGCCAUGACCACCUCACACUACGAGCCGCGCGGGCCGCGCUCGCCGGACGCGUCCAUGCGCCACUCGGUGUCGGCGCACAGCGUCAAAGACUACUCGUACGGGCUGAACGGCGAGUGGCGCCACGCGCUGCCCUCCCCCCACCACGACCACGCCAGCGAGCGCGGCGACAGAAGUGAAACAUUCUCAGUGCGCGGCGAGUGGGAGCGGGACAGGGACAGGGAGCGGGACAGCGCGCGGGACAGGGACAGAGAGUACCCGUCCGCGGUCAUGGCGGAACAUCGCGGGUUUACACGACGACCUGUCGCGAGGAACUCGAACCUGCUGUCGGCCGUGCUGUGCCUGGUCAAGGAGCUGGACUACCCCAGCCUCGAGGUCGCCGAGAUGGCCGUCAGAUGUCGAAUGGACGAGUUGGCCAACACCCACUGACAGCAAGCCGACGCCGAGUAGACGGCACCCCUGUACAUACCACCACACUACUUCAAACACUACAAACGAAUAUGUGACUUAUGCAGGUUGACAUACAGUACAUUUUGCCACCCAAGGCUCGUCCUACCGAAGUAUAACGUUGAUAAUUGAAAUUAAAGGAAAAUAAUGACUUAACUAUCUGAGUAUAGAGUGCAUUUUACCACACAAAUUAACAGAAUAUGAAAUAAAUUUGCAAUACGCUUGCUAACAAAUAAAGGAAUCGAAAAGAAACGGUGCUAAUCAUUUCGUCUCACUCACACACUAUACACGGUAUAGAGUUAAAGUGAGAGCGAAUGACUAACGCCGCUCGCUUUUCGAUUCGUUUGUUUAUUAGCACGCGUUAUAAUAGUUUUAUUUUUAUUCCAUUGUGCUAAAAUCGUUUUUUUUUUCAUCACUUGCAAAAUUUUGCAUUUAAAAGAAAAUAAAUUAAGUACCUUAGUGAUUCUAUUCCAUAAAAUGUUAGAACUAAACAUUUAUCACCUUAAUUUGACAAGGUUGUAAAAUUCCAGUGUUCAAAAAAGUUAUAAUCGAAAUAUGAGUGUUUAGAAAUAAAGUGGUAUUUCCUUUAACGUAAAAAUGCCAGUGAAAUUAAACGAUAUCAAAUCUUAAGAGUGACAGAAUAAAGACGUUCUUGCAUUGAUGGCGAGUUUUAUGAUAUAAAGUGUUCGUGUAUGAAUGUGUCGUCGCGUCCUUGUCGCACAAAGCGUGGUAGAAACGUGUGCGAAAGGGACAACAUUAUGUGAUUAUUGAAUUGACUGUUUAAGAUUGAUUUUUAACAAAAAGCAUAGGUUUCAAAUUGUUGUUUAUAAAAUGUUGGUGCUGAGUUUGAACAAAUGUUUGGUGUUGGCGAAUCGAUGUGUGGAAAGUUAGACACUUAAUACUGGCCCAAUUUAAUAAGUGCUUAAAGCAAUUAAAA
This is a messenger RNA of Maniola jurtina (meadow brown), 2281 nucleotides long. RefSeq lists its product as uncharacterized. Bases 190 to 1326 code for a protein of 378 amino acids. The transcript has 13 exons. Gene Ontology annotation, molecular function: protein binding. Gene Ontology annotation, biological process: cytoskeleton organization. NCBI's taxonomy places the organism in Eukaryota, Metazoa, Arthropoda, Insecta, Lepidoptera, Nymphalidae. The record is from RefSeq and is a predicted model, not a curated record.